Molecule: messenger RNA, 479 nt
Organism: Caenorhabditis elegans
Lineage: Eukaryota; Metazoa; Nematoda; Chromadorea; Rhabditida; Rhabditidae
Product: Activin_recp domain-containing protein
Exons: 4
Coding region: 44-394 (116 amino acids)
Source: RefSeq, marked reviewed
UUUCAGUUGAACUCCGUAUUAAACCAAGUGAACGGAAACAAUUAUGAGCGUGCACCCUGUCAUUAUCUGUCUUUUCAUUUUCUUUUUCAUUUUGCCGCCUUCUGCAGAUACUACUGUGAAGUGUUUUAAAGGGUUCUCGGGAGAUGGAAGGCCGUUCAAACAACGUCUUUGUCAGACAGAAUAUUGCAUAAAAACGACAGAGCCAACUGGCGGAGCUACUUACGGAUGUGAUGACUUUACGCCGUUUUGCAAAAAAGACGAAUGCGUGGUCACUUCGAAACAAAGUAAAGUCUGUUGCUGUAAUACUGAUCUGUGUAACUCUUCUCCAAUCACUUUCUGGCCUGUGUCUCUACUAUUCUUCAUUUUAUUUUCUUAUUUUAUGUCUAGUUAUUAGUUUGAACUUUAUUUAUUUAAAAAAAUAUUCCGACAAAAACGGGUUAUUUUCUGAUGAUUCACUUCUUUUCCCGAAUAAAUGUUUU